Molecule: messenger RNA, 792 nt
Organism: Hibiscus syriacus
Lineage: Eukaryota; Viridiplantae; Streptophyta; Magnoliopsida; Malvales; Malvaceae
Product: thioredoxin M-type, chloroplastic-like
Exons: 2
Coding region: 1-699 (232 amino acids)
Cellular component (GO): cytoplasm
Molecular function (GO): protein-disulfide reductase activity; oxidoreductase activity, acting on a sulfur group of donors, disulfide as acceptor
Source: RefSeq, a predicted model, not a curated record
AUGUUAUCCAUAUGCAAUUUGACUCUUUUUCGAGCACCUCAUAUUUUAUGUUUAACAAAAGCUAUACGACAGAAAUUUCGAAAUAGAAUCCAACAAACCAAAAAUCCAGUCUUGAAAGACCAUAUUUUUAUUACCAGUUAUCUUCCUGUCCAAAUAGAUUAUCAAAGGAUGGCUCUAAAAAGCUGUUUCCAGUUGAGCUCAAUUUGCAGCACCAGAGCCAGUGUGCUUCAAAGCUUCCAUCAUCAUUCUUCUUCAUCUGUUGAGAAGAUCCAUUUGCAGGCAUUCGGUGGGUUGAAAUUCAAUAAACCCAGUUUAUCAUUCACUGGUAGUGGUAGAUCCCAAAGUUCCAGGCUUGUAUGCAAAGCUAGUGAUGUUGUUGCUCAAAUUGAGGAGGUGAAAGAAGAUAACUGGGACAAGCUUGUCGUCGGCAGUGACAAACCGGUUUUAGUCGAUUUUUGGGCGCCAUGGUGCGGACCCUGUCGGGUGAUCGAACCAGUCAUAGCUGAAUUAGCCAAGGAGUAUGCUGGAAAGAUUGUUUGUUACAAGCUUAACACCGAUGAAUGCCCGAACAUUCCGACGAAAUUCGGGAUCAGAAGCAUCCCGACGGUGCUGUUUUUCAAGAAUGGAGAGAAGAAAGAGAGUAUCAUUGGUGCAGUGCCCAAGGGUACCAUUGUAGCUACAAUUGAGAAAUAUAUUUGAUGCCUGAACUCUACAUGGUUUUACUCAUGCCAUGUUUUGUCAGUUUCUUUAUGUAUAAUCCAUUUCAAAUGACGUAAGUUAUGUAAUUUAUCA